Molecule: messenger RNA, 2914 nt
Organism: Amborella trichopoda
Lineage: Eukaryota; Viridiplantae; Streptophyta; Magnoliopsida; Amborellales; Amborellaceae
Biological process (GO): RNA modification
Molecular function (GO): RNA binding; protein binding
Source: RefSeq, a predicted model, not a curated record
CUAAACAAAAAAGAUAAACCCCAAUGGCGGCCCAUCAACUGAGAGUGGCAGCAGGUGGGGGGAGCUUCCUCUUCUCUCAAAACCUGAAGAUCACCAAUUAUACCAAAGCCGGCAGGCUACGGGAUGCAGUCGCAUUAUUUGAAAAAAUGACUCACAAAAACACGGUUACAUGGAAUGCAAUGAUAUCUGCAUACUCUAAGAGUGGCAAACUGUCUGAUGCUCGCAGCCUCUUUGUUCGUAUGCCAUCACGCAACAUCGUAUCAUGGAAUGCCAUGUUAUCAGGAUACAUGAAUCAUGGCCAUGUCAAAGAGGCGUCCUCUCUCUUCGAUGCCAUGCCCAUGAGAGACGCAUACACAUGGACUUUGAUGAUCACAGGCUAUGCUAAUAAUGGCCAACUGGGUAUGGCUAAGAAGCUUUUUGUGAUGGCCCCAAAUCACGACAUUCCUUUAUGGAAUGCCAUGGUCUCUGGCUAUGCUAGAAAUGGCAGGCUCACAGAAGCUCGAGAGCUUUUUGAUACCAUGCCUCAAAAGGAUGUUUUCUCAUGGAACACAAUGCUUUCGGGAUAUUCGCGAUAUGGGGAGGCCAAAGAGGCUCUCUUUCUCUUUGAAAAGAUGCCCCAAAAAGAUGGAGUUUCAUGGAAUUUGGUACUCAAUGCAUUGGUUAGGGAGGGAAGUAUGGACAAAGCUCACGAGCUCUUUGAUAAGAUGCCACACCGGAGCGUGGUCUCAUGGGUCACCCUCCUUACCGGUUAUGCACAAGCUGGGGAUACUGAAAAGGCUCACGAGCUCUUUGAAACAAUGCCCGAGCGUAAUCUUGUGGCUUGGAAUGCUAUGAUUGCAGGUUAUGUUCAUAAUUCUAUGAUAGAUGAUGCCUAUGAGAUAUUCUCUAAGAUGCCGGAGCGUAAUUCUCUCUCUUGGGCUUCUAUAAUAAAUGGUUUUGUUCAGGUGGGUAGUCUUGUAAAGGCAAGAACUUUGCUAGAGAGAAUGCCUUGUAAGAGCGUGGUUGCAGAGACCGCCAUGAUGGUGGGGUAUGUACAAAAUGCCAGAAUUGAAGAAGCUCGCCAUCUAUUUGACUGUAUAAGCUCUCCUGAUGUUGUCUGUUACAACACCAUGAUCUCUGGUUAUGCACAAUGUGGGAGAAUGGAUGAAGCAGAGUGUAUAUUCAAAACCAUGAUUCAUAGGGAUGUGGUCUCUUGGAACACCAUGAUAACAGGGUACUCUCAAAUCGGCAACAUGCAAAAGGCUCAAAAGAUGUUCGAAGAGAUGAGAGAGAAAAAUGUGGUCUCUUGGAACUCUGUGAUUUCAGGGUGCACUCAAAAUGGGCUAUACAUAGAAGCUUUAAAUUACUUUGUGUCAAUGCUGAGGUUGCAUGAGAAGCUAGAGUGUGCGACCUAUGCCAGUGUUCUCAGUGCAUGCUCUGGACUAGCGGCACUCCAGUGUGGGAAACAAGUGCAUGGACUAAUUAUCAAAAGUGGAUAUUUCCCUGAUCUCUUUGUAGGCAAUGCUCUCAUAGCCAUGUAUGCAAAAUGUGGAAAGGUUUCUUGUGCAGAACAAGCAUUCCGAGAGAUGGUUGAAAUGGAUGCAGUCUCAUGGAAUUCAUUGAUUGCAGGCUAUGCAUCACAUGGCCUUGGAGAAGAUGCAAUCAAGCUCUUUGAGAGGAUGCAAAAGGAAGCAAGCAUAGCUCCUGAUGAGAUCACAUUUGUGGGUGUGCUUUCAGCUUGUAGCCACUCAGGCUUGAUUGAUCGUGGGUUACGAUUGUUUAAUGGCAUGAUGAGAGAUUAUAAUUCAGUGAAGCCUAUAGCCGAGCACUAUGCUUGUAUGGUAGAUUUGCUUGGUCGAUCAGGGAGGUUAGAGGAGGCUUAUAUGCUCAUUAAGAGCAUGAAGAUAGAACCAAAUGCAGGUACUUGGGGUGCUUUGCUUGGGGCCUCUAGGGUUCAUGGUAAUUUGGAUCUUGGAACAUUAGCAGCUGAGAAACUUUUUGAGUUGGAGCCAUAUAAGACUUCAAAUUAUGUGUUGUUAUCAAACAUGAAUGCGGCAGCUGGUAGGUGGGGUGAGGUAGAGAGGAUCAGAAAGUUGAUGAGAGAGAGAGGAGCGCAUAAGCAACCCGGAUACAGUUGGGUAGAGGUUAGAGACCAUGUCCAUGUCUUCUCUGUUGAUGAUGCCUGGCACCCACGAAUAAUAGAGAUUUGCAAAGUGUUGGAUUCACUAUAUGCUCAGAUGACAGUGGCAGGGUACAAGCCAGUUCUAGUUUCUCUCUAUGAAUGUGGAUGAUCAACCUAUCCACAACUAAACAUCUCAUAUCUGUGAUUUGUGUUUGUGUUCAUGCGUACACAAGGUUCUGGGAUUUUCAAUACUAAAGUGAGAAAUAGCUUUCCAGCAUUAGUUGUGCGUUUUUUGAAUCAGAGAUGGUUCAGAAAACCAUGGAUAUCAUGACCAAAUAAUGAUGCUAUCACUUUGGGAUGAAUCAUAUCGUGGAAGCCCAAUAACCAGGAAAGAGCAGCCAUGGCAUUCCAGGGACAAGAGCUCAAGGGACAAAAGCAUCUUUAAAGGAACUAGCUAUUCUCGGAAGCUUCAUCCUUGCAACACCUGAUUACAGAACAAGUGCCAAGCAAUUACAGAACACCUAUGGAACCUGUUCCACAAUCUGGAUCAUAUUAAUGCUUUUGAAGCAUAUGUACUUUACAUCCCAAUUGAGAUUGAUAGCAGCAGGUCGAGGACAGGUGGCACGGAGACCACGACUUGUGGUUGGAGCCACGUUAUUUCGCUAAAGUUCUGUCCAUUGUAUGUUUCAGAAUGGCAGCUUGGCCUUACUCUUUUUGUUUAAUUCUGGAAGUUAUGUAAUGAAAUGGGGCCUUUGAUGCCCGGAACUCUUUAGAAAGUCAUGUACAGUGUAUUUACAGUCUGAGCACUGGGUU